Sorghum bicolor (sorghum) is the source of this 1513-nucleotide messenger RNA. RefSeq names its product lichenase-2. Gene Ontology annotation, biological process: carbohydrate metabolic process. Gene Ontology annotation, cellular component: plasma membrane. Bases 130 to 1143 code for a protein of 337 amino acids. Gene Ontology annotation, molecular function: hydrolase activity, hydrolyzing O-glycosyl compounds. The record is from RefSeq and is a predicted model, not a curated record. NCBI's taxonomy places the organism in Eukaryota, Viridiplantae, Streptophyta, Magnoliopsida, Poales, Poaceae. The transcript is spliced from 2 exons.
GCAGUGGUUUGUUUCAACGAAGCAAUUACAAGCUAGCACAGAUAUAGUUUUUGGAGAGACGUGUAAGCAUAUCCACAAGAUACAUAGCCUCUUGAACACGCACACGGGGAGGAUCUGAGAACAGAGAGAAUGGCAAGCCAGAGUGCAGCCUCCAUGUUGGCUACGGCUGCAUUGCUUCUCGGCGUCUUUGCCAACAUCGCUCCAACCGUGGUGGAGUCCAUCGGGGUGUCCUACGGCAUGAGCGGCGACAACCUGCCGCCGGCGAGCAGCGUGAUCGGCAUGUACAAGGACAACGGCAUCUCGCUGAUGCGGAUCUACGCGCCGGACCAGGCGGCGCUCCGGGCCGUGGGCGGCACGGGCAUCCGCGUGGUGGUCGGCGCGCCCAACGACGUGCUGUCCAGCCUCGCCGCCAGCCCGGCCGCGGCCGCGUCGUGGGUCCGCAACAACAUCCAGGCGUACCCCAAGGUCUCCUUCCGCUGCGUCUGCGUGGGCAACGAGGUGGCCGGUGGCGCGGCGCAGAACCUGGUCCCGGCCAUGGAGAACGUCCGCGCCGCGCUGGCCGCCGCCGGGCUGGACGGCAUCAAGGUCACCACGUCCGUGUCGCAGGCAAUCCUCGGCGGGUACAAGCCGCCGUCCGCCGCCGAGUUCACCGACGAGGCGCAGGGGUUCAUGGGCCCCGUCCUCGACUUCCUGGCGCGCACCGGCGCGCCUCUCAUGGCCAGCGUCUACCCUUACUUCACCUACGCCACCAACCCGUCGGCCAUGGACGUCAGCUACGCGCUCUUCACCGCUCCGGGCACCGUCCUCAAGGACGGCGACUACGAGUACCAGAACCUCUUCGACGCCACCGUUGACUCCUUCUACGUGGCGAUGGGAAACCACGGCGGCUCCGGCGUGACCCUUGUGGUGUCGGAGAGCGGGUGGCCGUCCGCUGGCGGCGUCGCGGCGUCGCCGGAGAACGCGGCCAUCUACAACCAGAACCUCAUCAACCACGUCGGCCGGGGAACGCCGCGCCACCCGGGCGCCAUCGAGACGAUCCUCUUCUCCAUGUUCAACGAGAACCUCAAGGAGAACGGCGUGGAGCAGAACUGGGGGCUCUUCUACCCCAACAUGCAGCGCGUCUACCCCAUCAGCUUCAACUGACGAAGCUAGCUCGAUGGAUCGACAUCCACACGUACACUCUACCCACCGUAUCGUAUAUCCGUACGUACGUCAAUAAGUAUGUAUCCGUAUGCGUCCCAGCAGGUGAUUAUGUAUUGUAUGUACACCUACAAAGGGAUUGCUAGCUUUCGCGACCACUGGGAGUGUCGAAUGCUACUCUCAGAUGAGUAUGCCAUGCAUGAGGCCGGAUUCUUUGCGUCGAGAGACCACGCAUGGUCAUCAGCGACGUGUGAAGUGUGAUCAAUCAUUUUAUUUGGUUUGUUUAUUUGUGUUUUCAUUGAAAUUGAACUUCGAAUUCAGAAAAAAAAAGGACUGCUCUCUUUUGGAGGGCUCGAGGGAUUUGUGUCAUUUA